AUGACCACAAUCCGCCUCAUUUCAGAGAAUGCCAAAGGGCUUAACACCCCAGAAAAGAGAUCUCUGGCUUUGACAGAUUUCCAUAGACAGAAAGCGGAGAUUGUCUUUAUACAAGAGACACACUUCUGUAAAGAUUCUGCUCCAACGCUACGAAACCGCAGAUACCCGACAGGUUACUUUAGCCACUUCACAGGGGCAAAAGCCAGGGGAGUGGGGAUAUUAAUGGGAAGCCAAGUCCCCUUCACAUUUAAUAAGCAGGAGACUGACAAAGCCGGUCGUUACAUAUUUGUCUCAGGGACCAUAG
Messenger RNA from Pelobates cultripes (western spadefoot toad), 304 nucleotides. Lineage: Eukaryota; Metazoa; Chordata; Amphibia; Anura; Pelobatidae. The record is from the annotation of a GenBank genome assembly.